Messenger RNA from Danio rerio (zebrafish), 855 nucleotides. It is a transcript of the gene prss1, whose product is annotated as serine protease 1. Gene Ontology annotation, molecular function: hydrolase activity; serine-type endopeptidase activity; peptidase activity. The record is from RefSeq and is marked validated. Lineage: Eukaryota; Metazoa; Chordata; Actinopteri; Cypriniformes; Danionidae. Gene Ontology annotation, biological process: proteolysis. Gene Ontology annotation, cellular component: extracellular region.
AACACACCACUCAACAGCUUCACCAUGAAGGCUUUCAUUCUUCUGGCUCUUUUCGCUGUGGCUUAUGCCGCUCCUCUGGGAGACGAUGAUGAUAAGAUUGUUGGUGGAUAUGAGUGCACUAAGAAUGGUGUUCCAUACCAGGUGUCUCUGAACAGCGGCUACCACUUCUGCGGUGGCUCUCUGAUCAGCAACCUCUGGGUUGUGUCUGCUGCUCACUGCUACAAGUCCCGUGUCCAGGUGCGUCUGGGUGAGCACAACAUUGACGUCACUGAGGGAACCGAGCAGUUCAUCAACUCCGAAAAAGUCAUCAGACACCCCAGCUACAACAGCAACACCCUGGACAAUGACGUCAUGCUGAUCAAGCUGAGCAGCUCCGCCCAAAUCAACAGCUACGUUAAGACCGUCUCUCUGCCUUCAAGCUGCGCUUCAUCUGGAACCAGCUGUCUGAUCUCUGGAUGGGGAAACAUGAGCGCCAGUGGAAGCAAUUACCCAAGCCGUCUGAUGUGCCUGAAUGCUCCCAUUUUGAGCGACAGCACCUGCAGAAACGCCUACCCUGGUCAGAUCUCCUCUAACAUGUUCUGCGCUGGUUUUAUGGAGGGAGGCAAGGACUCCUGCCAGGGUGACUCUGGUGGCCCAGUUGUGUGCAACAACCAGCUGCAGGGUAUCGUGUCCUGGGGUUAUGGCUGUGCCCAGAGGAACAAGCCCGGUGUUUACGCCAAGGUCUGCAACUUCACCACCUGGAUCAGAAACACCAUGAACUCCAACUAAGCUCGGGGAAGUUUUGAGGUCGUUAUCAUGGCGUGUUGCAAUACCAUCUGGCAAAGCAAAAAUAAAUGUCUGAUAACAAACACUGAA